CGGGAAAUUAUUGAAGUUGAACGGUUUGUUUUCAUUAUACUGCGACAGAAACGGUGACAUCAUGAAACCUCAGGUCUAUCGAAGGUGAAUGACUCGAAACUGUGCGCGUUCCCGCCCCUUGUGAGGAAGAGACCUUAAAAACGCUCGUCCCCGACCGACCCUCAUUAUAAUAAUCAAGGUGCGGCUUGGCAACAGGUGCUGAGAAAUUCUACCGUUUGCGUUUUAGAAGUGAAGCUGCCAAGUUGUUUUUAUAGUUUGCAGAAAGCAGCCGCUACUUUCUAAAACAAUUUUACAAAAAAGAGCUCUUUUUGAAGACAUUAAUUGUGUGAACGCGUGAAGGGCUGCUUUUCAAAACAGGUGGACAGUAAUUUCCUCUUCGUGCCAAUCAAACUAUUUGUUGUCUUUAUUAUACUACAAAGAUUAUUCAAGGUCAGUGACAUUCCUAAAACUCGGUUUGCUUCAAGGAGUUGAAAUGGCCAACUCGGGACUCCAGAUUUUGGGGUUUGCCCUGUCGCUACUGGGUCUGAUCGGGUUAAUUGUCGGCACAAUUCUUCCCCAGUGGAAAAUGUCCGCCUAUGUCGGGGACAACAUCAUCACAGCGGUGUCUAUGUACCAGGGAUUAUGGAUGUCUUGUGCAUUUCAGAGUACCGGCCAGAUCCAAUGCAAAGUCUAUGACUCAAUUCUGCAACUUGACUCUGCACUCCAGGCAACGCGUGCCCUGAUGAUUGUGGGCAUCAUUGUGACCGUGGCUGGACUGGGUGUGGCCACCAUGGGAAUGAAGUGCACCAACUGUGGGGGAGAUGACAAAAACAAGAAGUCUCGCAUCGCCAUGACCGGUGGCAUCGUCCUGCUGAUUGGAUCUCUGUGUGCAACUAUCGCCUGCUCGUGGUAUGCUAACAACAUCAUCAAGGAGUUCUACAACCCAUUCGCCCCUGUUAACUCCAAGUAUGAGUUUGGUUCAGCCAUCUUCAUUGCUUGGGCUGGAGCAUUCCUGGACAUAAUUGGUGGUGCCAUGCUCGCAGCAACCUGCCCCAAGGGCAAACCUAAGGCCAAAUACCCCAUCGCCUCCACUCGUCCCCCCAGCAGCAGCAAGGAGUACGUUUGAGUUUCAUGGAUGCUGUAGGGAAACUUAAGAAUCUACAGCGCAUCAGUCCAACUCAAAAUGACAUUUUGGUCCGUCAGUCCACUUUUUUAAAACUGUUUUUUUUUUUUCUCCAGGGUAUACCCUCAGUUACAAUAAAUCAGUAAGGAUGUAAUUAAGAGAUUGUUCUAGAGGACUGCUCAGGAUGUUUACUUGUAAGGUAGAGCAGAUGUUGAGUGUUGGCCUCAGACCUUUUUACAUCCCUUCACUUUUCCCAUUUCUAUUACUGUAGCCUACAUGGACAGGCCAGAUGACUAUGUAAUGAUGGGGCCAUCAUGCUUUGGUAUUACAUUACAACGGCCAACCAUACCACAAGCUGUUUUCGGAGCCAAUCAGGAAAUGCAAGCCUAUAUCUAGAUUUAUAAUGAUUACGCUAGCUACAUCAUUUUGAAUUAUACAACACACAUGACUCUGUCAAGACUUGUAAUUUCUGAAGGCCCGAGACUGUUCUCCCACAACUAAGAUUGUUGACUAUUUGCUGUGAUUCACUUAAUGCAAUUAUCAGCGGUAAAGGUGUACUCUCAUUUUGGCAACUUUUAAAAAAAUAACCUAAAAUAUGUAUGCUUCAAAAGGAUAAUAUGUAUUCUCCUUUUCCCAAGAGUAGUUUUGUAAUACUGCCACAUUUAAUAUUUAACUUUUUGAGAUUGUCUUCUGUAAAUAAAUCAAAUAAAAUGGAGACAAGUUGUGG
Oncorhynchus kisutch (coho salmon) is the source of this 1829-nucleotide messenger RNA. RefSeq names its product claudin-7-B. The record is from RefSeq and is a predicted model, not a curated record. Lineage: Eukaryota; Metazoa; Chordata; Actinopteri; Salmoniformes; Salmonidae. Gene Ontology annotation, molecular function: structural molecule activity. Gene Ontology annotation, cellular component: membrane; bicellular tight junction. The transcript has 4 exons. Bases 473 to 1105 code for a protein of 210 amino acids.